AUGACACAAGACGAGACGCCUAACCUGAACAUGACGGAAAACGUUGAUGACGCAGUAUUCAAGUACCUGAGCUCUACCGAGAUGUCACCAGAUCUAAGGAAUGCGGUGAUGAACCUGUUCAUGGAAUUAUUUGAGAAGGAGGCCAAUGAGACUGUAGGUAUCCUUGGAGAGAGUCGAUUGUUGUUCAAAUCGGAGCUCACAGACUACCAUCUAGAACAGGAAACGCUCAAACUCGAGGCGCGCAUGCACGAGGAAAGGAGGCAGCAAGAGGAACUAGAGCUAGAGGAAAAGAUCCGUCAGUCUCAGAUGCGAUCCUCUUCUAGUAUGGACGAAGAGGCGAGACCAUUUAGCAGAACUUUGGCACAGAUACGCAACGAGCGAUCACAAAGUCGCACACAGAGUCGGAGAGAGCUUAGUUCGAGUGCUGCUAGCUUACGGAGCAUUGACAGGCCUUUUAGUUCCAAGUCUAAAGGCAGACCAGAGUCAAGAAACAUCCAACGACCAAUGUCCAGGGCAAACACAGAAAGCCCACGUCCAUUCAGUACUACAGCUUCAGGCGAGCCUGCUAUUUCACAGCAACAACUCAAACAGGAAUCGGAUGCCAUCUUAUCCGGAAUGCAAGCUGCUGAGAGCAAACAACUGCAAGAAAGGAAACGCCAGCAGGAAGAGUUACAGAAGAGAAGAGAGGAGAAAAUUGCUGCCCGAAAUGACCUUCAAAACCAGGCUAAGGCUAUAUUAAACCGUGCCUUAGAAAUCAACCAAGCAAAUACUAACAACAAGGAGAAGGUUGAUCAGCAGCUCCAGGCUCGGUUGGAUGAUUUGAAGAAAAAGAAGUUGAAAUUACGUGGCGAGCUUCCAGAAGAUGACGACCUUGAAGAGAUCAAUAUUUAA
Ylistrum balloti is the source of this 891-nucleotide messenger RNA. Its product is annotated as inner centromere protein-like. Bases 1 to 891 code for a protein of 296 amino acids. The record is from RefSeq and is a predicted model, not a curated record. NCBI's taxonomy places the organism in Eukaryota, Metazoa, Mollusca, Bivalvia, Pectinida, Pectinidae. The transcript has 5 exons.